UUUAUUUUUUAUUUUUGGGUUUUUUAGCCACAGCUAUACGAAUCAAUUUACAAAUCUUUCGGGAGGCAGAGGCGCAGCAGGCCCCAAUCGUGCCCUAUUGCCCGACCUCUCUUCCCAAGGCCGUAGGACAAAAACCCUCCAUUCAAAGACCCCACGAAUCAACAAUGCCAGCUUCUCCCUCUGACGCUCGCACCAAAUGGAGAAAGAGGAAGCGAGACCCCCAUGUCUCCCGCCGUCAGAAGCAUGAGGAGGACGAGGAAGAUGAUGACGACGUCGACGACGAAUUGGACGCCGACGCGGAUGACGACAACGAGCAACAGCCUCAGCAUGGUCCGCAGUCCGGCGCCGUACCCGAUCCUGCCCCCUUGAUGAGGGAGGUGCUUUCCGAUGGCGCCGUUCGAAUUUCCGACUUCCCUAGCGUGGUGAAGCACACCGUGAAUCGUCCGCACUCGUCCGUGCUAGCCAUUGUUGGGACGGAGCGGGCGAUUCAGUUUGGGGACACUAGGAAUCAGCAAAGCCCCAUGUUUUUGGAGAAUAUAUCGCAUGGGCAGCUCCAGGCGUUGUCCGCCGUGCCGGCGGAUAGUCCGUCUUUGGCGACGUCGGAUCAGGAGAGAUCGGAUGGAGGUGGUUACGUGGUGGCGCCACCGCAGAUUAUGGAGGGGCGUGGUGUGAUUAAGCGGUUUUGGAAUGGUCGGGUUCAUGCUGUUCCAAUGCACUCAGAUUGGUUUUCGCCUAACACAGUGCACAGAUUGGAGAGACAAGUGGUUCCGCAUUUUUUCUCUGGAAAGUCUCCAGACCAUACGGCAGAGCUAUACAUGGAAUGUAGGAACUUGAUUGUUGCCAAGUACAUGGAAGAUCCAGAGAAAAGAUUAUCGGUUUCUGACUGUAAGGGCCUUGUGGCUGGCAUUCAGGAGGAAGACUUGACCCGAAUUGUUCGUUUCCUGGAUCACUGGGGAAUCAUUAAUUACUGUGCUUCUUCUGUGCCAAAUCGUGAGCCUUGGAGUAGCACAUCCUACCUAAGGGAGGAUUCGAAUGGUGAGGUUCAUGUGCCAUCGGCUGCUUUGAAGUCCAUUGAUAGUUUGAUCAAAUUCGACAAGCCCAAAUGUAGGCUGAAGGCGGCUGAGGUGUACUCAUCCUUGUCAUGUAAUGGUGAUGAGGACUCCGACUUGGACUGCAAAAUUCGAGAGAGGUUAUCUGAUAAUCGUUGCAAUUAUUGCUCUCGACCUCUUCCAAUUGGGUAUUAUCAAUCACAGAAGGAGGUCGAUGUAAUGCUAUGCACAGAUUGCUUCUAUGAAGGGAGGUUUGUAACUGGUCAUUCAAGUAUAGAUUUUAUACGGUUGGAUUCCACAAAAGAUUAUGGUGACAUUGAUAGCGAAAGUUGGAGUGAUCAGGAGACUUUACUCCUGCUUGAAGCAAUGGAAUCUUAUAAUGAGAACUGGAAUGACAUUGCAGAGCAUGUUGGUACCAAGUCAAAAGCACAAUGCAUCCUUCAUUUUAUUCGUAUGCCCAUGGAGGAUGGCCUACUUGAGAAUAUUGAAGUUCCAAGCAUGCCAACUUUAUCUAAUUCUUUGAAUAAAGUUGAUCAGGAAAGAUCACAUUCAAAUUCAAAUGGGAAUUUAGCAGGAUCUUGUCUCCCUGGCCUUGAUUCUGAUAGUAGGCUCCCUUUUGCAAAUUCUGGAAAUCCAGUUAUGUCCAUGGUUGCCUUUCUAGCCACCGCUGUUGGACCACGAGUUGCCGCAGCCUGUGCCCAUGCAUCCUUGAUAGCAUUGUCUGAGGAAAACGCUUUAGCUGCUGCUUCUGGAUUCAUCAUACCGCCGGAAGGAUCUGGACAUGGAAAUAGGAUGAAAGAAGGUGGUCCACAUGGAGAGCUGACAAAUUCAAGUCAGCACCAAGAUGGAAACAUAGCAAUACAAGGCUCAUGGGGUCAAAAUGAUGCAGAGGUUGCUUCAUUACCUGUUGAAAAAGUUAGAGCUGCUGCAAAAGCUGGUCUUGCUGCAGCAGCGAUGAAGGCAAAACUGUUUGCUGAUCAUGAAGAAAGGGAAAUUCAGAGGCUUUCUGCCAAUAUUAUUAAUCAUCAGUUGAAGAGAUUAGAGCUGAAGCUGAAGCAAUUUGCAGAAGUGGAAACCUUGUUGAUGAAAGAAUGUGAACAGGUGGAGAGGGCAAGACAAAGGUUUGCGGCUGAGCGAGCCCGCAUUAUAUCGACCCGGUUUGGACCAACCGGAGUCACUUCACCUAUGAAUCUUCCAGGUGUUGCUCCUGCUUUGGUUAGUAACAACACUGGCAACAAUAGGCAACAAAUCAUAUCAGCCUCACCUUCACAGCCAAGCAUUUCUGGGUACGGUAAUAACCAACAAAUGCAUCCACACAUGUCGUUCAUGCCGCGGCAGCCUAUGUUUUCAUUUGGACCACGCCUGCCCCUUGCAGCCAUACAGCCAUCCUCAUCAACUCCUUCUCCAAAUGCCAUGUUUAACAAUUCGGGUAAUUCACAGCCUACUCUCAAUCAUCCAAUGAUGAGGCCUGUAUCAGGGACUAGCUCUGGUUUAGGUUGAGAAUUAGGCAGGCAAAUUCGGGAUUUUGGUUUAAUUCAAUUAGAAGGAAAUAUGACACAGAAUGACAGUGAAAAGUUUUCAUCUGUCAUGCCUCACUUGGUUUUCAUCUGGAGGGAAGCCAUUGGCGCCAGGUAGUUGGACUUCCUCUCAGUCACAGUUUGAGGAUGCAGCUGGACUGGUUGCAUAAAGAACAAAGUAUGUUAAUCAAGGGAGGCUCGAUUUAUUAGCAGGUUCAUUUAAAAUACUUUUAAUUUUAAUUCCCAAUUUUAUUUUUCUUACUGCAGUGGUGGUCUUUAUAAAUUAAGAUGAUGAAGAACUUGAACAGGAUGCUAAAGAUGUUUCAGUCUUUGCUGUACAGAUGAUAUGAAUAUGCAGGGAAUUAGGGCAGUUAAAAUGCUUUA
Molecule: messenger RNA, 2950 nt
Organism: Vitis vinifera (wine grape)
Lineage: Eukaryota; Viridiplantae; Streptophyta; Magnoliopsida; Vitales; Vitaceae
Product: SWI/SNF complex subunit SWI3C
Exons: 9
Coding region: 165-2549 (794 amino acids)
Molecular function (GO): zinc ion binding; protein binding
Source: RefSeq, a predicted model, not a curated record